UUAGGGGAAAUGAAACUCAGCCUUAUUCGCAAUCUGACAGCACUGCAGCCGAGAACAUCAACAAAAGACGGGAAAUAUGCCAUGAUCAAAGCCAUCCGCUCUCCGUGGGACUAAAAAAUACCUGAAAUUAGUCAAAGACCACUGAAGGAAGUCCCACCGAGGGCUACAUCAGUUUCAUCUCUCAUCACAGUGACGUCUGAACUGACUUUUAAUAAAAGCCACACUGAUCCUGAGCCAGAGCGGUGAGGUUUUCUGCACCCCUUCACUCUCAGUGUUUAUAGGGUUAAUCACGCACAUGCAUCAAUGAUUUGAUCUCAGACUCAACAGCAUGAAUGAACUGAUCGUAUGCUGUUGAAGGGAAAGCAGACAGGGAGGGAAGUGCGUGAGAAGAACAGGUGGGUAAUGGAGGAAACAUCCGGCCUUCAAGAUGAAGACACGUCCACAACACAGAGUCCAGUUCAGCAGGACAGAUCAGUCCCAUCAGCACCCAGCUGUGUGUCUCUCAAGAGUGACCAUUCCAUGGAGCCUCCAAUCACCAUUAAUGAUAAACCCCCACCUUCUGGACAUCAUCCGGUUCAGCAGGACAGAUCAGUCCCAUCAGCACCCAGCUGUGUGUCCCUCAAGAGUGACCACUCUAUGGAUCCUCCGAUCACCAUUAAUGAUAAACCCCCACCUUCUGGACAUCAAAUGACGUCGCUGAGAAGUAAUGAAACUAGCAGUACUGUGGAACAGAGCAUCUGUGUCAGUCCUAAAGGCCCUGCAAUGUUAUCAUUUACUGGGCAUGAAUCGUACGAGAAGUAUAAAGCCAAUCUGAAGGAUAGGUUUCAACGAUUAUCUGACGGACUACAACAUCAUGGACAUUCAGUGCUCCUUAAUGAGAUCUACACGGAGCUCUACAUUACUGAGGGAGGAAUUGGAGAGGUCAAUAAUGAACAUGAAGUGAGACAGAUUGAGAUGGCAGCCAGGACACAGUCAUCAACGGACGACACGCCAAUCAAAUGCAACGAUAUCUUUAGACCUUUGCUUGGACACGAUAAACUGAUCAAAACCGUGCUAACAAAGGGGGUGGCAGGUAUCGGAAAAACUGUCUCUGUGCAGAAGUUCAUUGUGGACUGGGUUGAAGGUGAAGCAAAUCAGGACAUUCGCUUCAUAUUUCCACUUCCUUUCAGGGAGCUGAACUUGAUCAACACCCAGCCCUUCAGUCUGGAGGGUCUUGUUCAUCAUUUCUUUCCGCAAAUUAAAGACAUGAAGUUCACCCACAUUGCUGAUCACAACACUGUAUUUAUCUUUGAUGGCUUGGAUGAACGUCGAUUGUCCUUGAACUUCCUAAACGGUGCAGUCAUAACCGACGCAACUGACAUGACCACAGUGGACGUUCUGUUGACAAACCUCAUCAAGGGCAAUCUGCUUCCCUCUGCAAAAAUCUGGAUAACCUCCCGGCCAGCUGCAGCAGGCCAGAUUCCUGUCGAAUUCAUUAGUCAAGUCACAGAGAUUCGGGGGUUCAAUGACCCUCAGAAAGAAGAAUACUUCAAGAAAAGAAUCACUGACCAAAGUCUGGCUGACAGAACCAUCAUGCACCUGAAAUCUUCAAGGAGCCUCUACAUCAUGUGCCACAUACCGGUCUUCUGUUGGAUUUCGGCCACCGUUCUGGAGAAGAUGUUGAGAGAUGCAGAAGGUACAACAAUACCCAGGACUUUGACCCAAAUGUACACACAUUUUCUCAUCAUCCAAACGUGCAUCAGAAAGGAGAAGUACAGUCAGACUGGACACACUGAUAAAGAGAUGAUUUUCAAGCUUGGGCAGCUUGCCUUCAAACAAUUGAUAAAAGGCAACCUGAUCUUCUACGAAGAAGACUUGAAGGAGUGUGACAUUGAUGUCAAGGAUGCAGUAGUAUACUCGGGAGUGUGCACACAGAUCUUCAGAGAGGAGUCUGAACUGUAUCUUGGACAGGGCAAGGUGUUCUGCUUUGUCCACUUGAGCAUUCAGGAACAUCUUGCCGCUUUGUACGUGUAUGUAUCCUUCAGUGAAGGUAACAAAGCGGUGCUCAAUCAGUGGAAUCCAACAAAGAUUGCUGCUACAUUUUCAUGUUCAUCCAUCUCUGACCUUCAGCAGAGUGCAGUGGACAAGGCCUUGAGAAGCACAAACGGUCAGUUUGACCUGUUUCUCCGCUUCCUUCUUGGCCUUUCCCAGGAAAGCAACCAGUCUCUCCUGCAAAUGCUGCUGCCACAGGUAUCAGCUUGUGGUUCCCAUAAUGUUGAAAAGACAAUCGAUUAUAUCAAGAUUCGCCUCAGGAUGAACCUCUCUCCAGAGAAGUACAUCAACCUCUUUCACUGCCUGAACGAGCUGAAUGACUCUUCCCUGCAAGAUGAGAUACUAAACUUACUAAGUGCUGGACGCCUCUCAAAGACCAAACUCUCCCCAGCACAGUGGUCAGCUCUGGUGUUUGUGUUGCUGACCUCAGAGAGGGAAGUGGAGGUCUUUGACUUGAGGAAAUACAGCCUGAACAACGCAGACGAAUGCCUUUACAGAAUGCUGCCUGUCGUGAAGGCCUCAAGAACAGCCGAUAGCAGCAGUGGCAGGAGGAACUUGAGCACAGCAAGGCUAUCAGGAAGAGGGGUCAGGCAUUGUAACCUCUCCGAUAAAGGUUUUCAAGCUCUGACUUCAGCUCUGAGCUCAAAAUCUUCAAAUCUUAGAGAACUGAAACUCAGUGGUAAUGUAAUGCAUGGGUCUGGCACACAAAUUCUUUCUGAAGGUCUCAAGAGUCCACACUGUAAACUGGAGACACUGGAUCUGUCUGAUUGCGAAAUCAAAGAAAAAGACUGCUGUUUGCUGGCCUCAGCUCUCAACUCAAACCCUCUGCACCUGAGAGAGCUCGAUUUGAGCUUCAACUUUCUUGGAGAUUUUGGUAUGAAGCAGCUCUCUGAGGUCCUGCGGAAACCAAGCUGUAGGCUGGAGAAAUUAAAGUUGUUUUGCUGUGAACUAACAGCGAAGAGCUGUGUGGCCCUGUCCAUAGCACUGAAAUGCAACACCAGCUUGACUGAGCUGGAUUUGAGUAAAAAUGCUCUUCAGGACUCUGGAGUAAAGCAGCUCUCUGCAGGACUGAGGAAUUCUCACUCGAAGCUCAGGAGUCUUAGCCUGGCAGACUGUGGCCUCACAGAGGUUGGCUGCAGUUUACUGUGUGCUGCUCUGAGGUCAAAAUUCUUUCACCUGAGUGAGCUGUAUCUGAACUUCAACUCGCUCAGAGACCCCGGGGUGAAGUUCAUCUGUGAAUUCCUGAAACAGCCGCACUGCAAGCUAGAAAAACUAAGCCUGUCACAGUGUGAUAUCUCAGAAGGGGGCUGUGCUGCUCUGGCCUCGGCUCUCCGGCUGAACCCGUCACACCUGAGAGAGCUGGAACUGAGUGGGAAUAAACCAGGAAGUUCAGGAAAGCAACUGCUUAAAGCUCUGCAAGAGCAUAAAGACUUCAGAUUGGAAAAGUUAAAAAUAUAGAAGACUAAUGCAGGAUCAUCUACACAGGGACAAGACAAGAGGUCUUCUGCCACAACCAGCGAGGGGUUUCAAUGCAGUACACUGUAUGUAUGCUUAUGAAAUGAUAGCACAGAAGAGUAACAUGGGAUAUGACUUACAUUAUGUACAUCCAAACCAGGAGCUGGACAGUGUUUUUAUGGAGUCUAUGAUGUCCCUUGUCCCUUUUGUGCUCCCUACUCUGUGUCAUGUGGCUCAGGAGGACGUUUACUUCAAUUUAACCCAGUGUAGCUCUGUUAUACAUUCAGUAAGUUCUUCAACAAACCAGCCUCAAAUUCCAGGUGAUGUUGAAUGUUGUCUGGAUUCGUGUAACCACUGCAGAGGAAUCAGCCCUUUUUUUAGGAACAUAAGUCAUUUUUUUCUAGCAAAUCACAGCCACAAAGCUGCUGGAUAUCUCUCACUGAGUGAACUGGAUGAAUCCAACAUGCCAAUGAAAGGACAAUGUCAGUUUAGUUCUUUUUACAAUCAAUUAAAAAGCGAGCUAAAGCUAACAAGCACAUCACAAGUGUCUGUUUUGAGAUAAACUUUUUUAUAGGUGGGACAAUCUUCAGAAAUGAUGAGAGUCAUUAGACAAUCAGGUUCCACUCUAUUCAUUACUACUAGUAUUAAAAUCUCCUAUCACUAGAUGUCCUCGCAGGCACCUGGUACCAAGACUACUUAUUAGAGAACACAGUCAGUGGCUCUAUCUUUAGGAUCUUGGUUCCCCAGCAGUGUCACCAAUGCCGGAGUGGGUAAUUGGGAGAAUUCCUGGUGUGCUGGUAAUGUUUUGGGCCACUUAUUGUGAGCUAAUCUAUAAACUCACGCAUAGAAGCACAAGAACACUCAGACAAACUGUAACUGGUUCAUCCAAGUGUGCAUAUAUAGUAAUUUAGAGAUUAGACAAAGCUGAGGUUAGCUUCUUAUGCUUCUUAUUUCCUGUUCCACCUUAAAUCAUGCAGCAUUUACAUAUAGGUGCCUUUUUUCGGGCACUAGCGUGUAAGUGCUGCACCAUUUAAGGCGGAGCGGAAUUUCCAAUAGGAAGUUAACAUCAGCCUCGAGAUUAAGUGUGACAAUGUGGUGCUCGCAACACAACAGAUAUCGCUCCACUGAGUUUAUUACUGUUUUUGCGAUUUUCAUAAGUGAAUUAUGUGAAGAUGGACAGCAGCAGCAAGAACGGCAGGUAUGAAAAAGCCAGUUAAGGAGGAUGAGGAGAUAUCCGAGCAGGUGGACAGUGAGAAAUUACGUUAACUUAAGUUUCUUAGCUAACAUUAGCAUUGUUUGUAGCAUAUUGGCUGUCGUGAUUAUUAAGUCACAUUUAAGACAAAAACUUGCAUCAGUCUAGCCACUUUGUUUAUCUCAGUAUAGCACAUAAAUAAUAAAUAAGGGAUAAGAGUAAGAAAAGAAGAUGAAAAUGCACAGAUUUCAGAAAAAGUUAUGUUGCACAAAGGCAUUGCUGUGUGUUUAGCAGAGUUUAAGGUGGGCUGGUCUGCAUCGUAUAACUCCUGGUCUGAGAACAAGUCCCACUCCGGCCCUGGUUGCCACAGCCGUCUGUGGAUAGCAAGAAAGCAUAAUUGGCCUUGCUUUCUCUUGGUGCUGAGGUUGUCCAUCUCCCACAACCACCCUCCUGGGUAUGAAUUAUCCAAUGACAUUGUGUUAGCGGCAGCUUGAAAAGACUCAGUAGCACUUCACGUGUCUUAGAGGAAGCUUCGUCCUCCCUGCUUGGUGAUCUUGUGAUGGGGAGAUUUAGGUAGAGGGUGGAAUUUGCCAGGACUAAACUGUAGAGAAAAGAGUUUUAAGCAAUAUCUGUUCAAAAGUGUUGGUUGCUGGUUUAGGUCUAAAGCAAGACUUUUCCUAAAUGUGACAUUUAUAAAGCUUGUUGACUCUGUUUUUAUGAAAUGAUAUGCUGUGAACAUGGAUCUAAAUAGCCUGAGAUAUGACUCAUCAGCUGUACUCUUUUAUAAAUGAGUUACUCGAUUCAUCAUUUUUUGUUUGAUGAUACUGCUUUGUUUACAGCUAUGAGCUAUAAUAUGUGGACUAGUACAGAUCCCACUCGUUUGAAAUGAAACAAAACCUUUUAUAUUUUAUUUAUUGUUUUUUUACAUCACUUGAAACCAGUAGAUAUGCUCCAAAAUGACUUGUUCCAUUCACUUCUAUUCAAAUUCAAGAAUACCUUUUUUCGAUUUGUCAUGUAAAGUAAUCACUUUGGUUUGGUUGCAACAGCGAUGAUAUGCUGAAAAAUGUAUUUUAAGUGUAGUAUUCCCAAUUUUAUAUCAUUUGUCACAACUUUAAAAGAUUUUUAAAUGUAAGAAGCUUUGUGAUAUCUGAUUACUCAUGUCUUGCAUGAAAAUUAGACAUAUCAACUGCAGCAUUCCGUCACUAGAGGUCAGUAUUCAUCAAAGUAUGAUCUGAAAGCUGUAACGUGUAGGUGGACUGGGAUUCAGAAACAGCUUGGAUUUAAAGCUGAUGCAUAGCGACACAUAACUUGGCGUAAGAAGCACAAAAGCUGAACUUCAAUGGAAUAAGUAUUAACAAUAAGUGUAACAUCACUCACCUGUUCCUACAUUCAGAUCUGUUUACAUGUGGACACAAGCCUAAGAUCACCUUCAACCUACAGUAUCUACUGACAACUGUCAAACAUGAUAGAAGAUCCAAGAUGUUAUGCGUUAAUUUCAUUGGAGCCACUGGGUCCAGCGAUUGUUCUGUAUUGCUGGUGGUGAUGGCCAAGUAAUCUGAGGCUUGUGUUCACUAAUGCACUGUAUAGCUGCUCUCAUCAAACUCCUCUAAUCCAAUAUUAUAGCACACCAAUACAACGUUAAAGGAACACAAAAGUGGUUUCAACACCAGUGAGACGGUGAACAACUUUCAUGUAAAAGAUGGCACUACUCUUCUUCAUAAGGUUAUUAUGUUAAUUAUAUUAAUGUAAUACUGGGUGUUUCCCGUUAGUCAGUCUGUUGUCUGUCUGUGUAUUAGGGCCAGUGCCAUGAUGGGUUUCUUCCUGAUCUGUACAGUAUAUUGUAUUAUUUUUAACAUAUAUUGGUCAUAUUUGCACAGGGCUUGGGAAAGGUGCUACACGAUAAAUAAACAUUUUUCUAUGUAAAAAUAAA
Molecule: messenger RNA, 6608 nt
Organism: Colossoma macropomum (tambaqui)
Lineage: Eukaryota; Metazoa; Chordata; Actinopteri; Characiformes; Serrasalmidae
Product: NACHT, LRR and PYD domains-containing protein 3-like
Exons: 13
Coding region: 346-3489 (1047 amino acids)
Molecular function (GO): protein binding
Source: RefSeq, a predicted model, not a curated record